Molecule: messenger RNA, 6697 nt
Organism: Didymodactylos carnosus
Lineage: Eukaryota; Metazoa; Rotifera; Eurotatoria; Philodinida; Philodinidae
Source: the annotation of a GenBank genome assembly
UCAAAAAGUCAAUAUUUUUCAAUUUUUUCUUGCAAAAAUGACGUUGAAAAAUCUUAAAUUACCACGAGAACGAGUAACACCGAAAAUGACGGUAUCAGAACUGGCAACAGUUGGAAAUAUUUCCUGCACAAGCAGGCAACGUUCGGCCCACCUAGGCCCACCGAUUCUUUUCGACUCUACGGAAUACGGCCCAGCAGUCCAAAAAUCCUAGUUACGCCAUUGGCUUGAGUAGUGUACUGGUCAAAACGAAAAGCCUUAUCUCUUAAUUUGUCAUUCUGGCAGAUGACCAAUGUCAUACAUGCUCUGAUAUAUUAGAAAAACGUUCAUUCAUAGGGAAUAACAUAAGCAAUUCAUAAUUUAUCCUUCAAUUUGUGACUGAACCUCUUAUUUGACAAAUACGCUGUUAGACUAUGUACAUAGUGUGAUGACGUAUAUGGCUGAGAAUGAUGAUAUUAAUCCAGGCUACUACCUAAAAAGGUUUGAAAAGGAGGAAAUUUUUUUUUGCAUCUUGGUUUAAAGAUUUUUCAAAUUAAUCAUGUUUUUCGGAGUUGAGCGUGUAUGCAUUACUAGAUUUUUACUGUUGACAAAAAGGCAGAGUCAAAUUCAAAAAGUGAAAAGAUAGUAAUCUCCUUGUUGUGGUGAUAUUAUAUCAGACAAAAGGUCAUAGUCGUUAGUUGCUAGAAAAAGAGAAAUUCUGUUUUCUGACUGGGCAUGCACCGGUACAGAUCUAUUCGGUUUCGGCCAAUCCCGGUAUUUUGUUUUCAAAUUAUUUAGAUGCGUUUUAAAAACAGAACUGAUUUUCUGUGUACCUCGAUAAGAAUGAUUGAAAGCCAAUCAAUCAAUCAAUUUUAUUUUAGUCCAUGAUCUUAAUAAAAUGACAGGGUAAUGACAAAAGGUCAACAAAGAACUUGUCUAGGUCAUCCCCAGUAAAAAAGAAAAUAAAAGAUAGAAAAGAAGUUUGCCAAGAGUGUCUUGUCAUCCAUUUCACGCUCUGUUUGAUGUGUGAGUUAUCGGUUUCUCAAAAUACAGAAACAAUAACACGAAUAUGUUUAUGACAAAAACAAUUCGUACAGUUUGGAAGACAAUGCAUCUCCAGACAAGCGUCUUAGUUUUUCCAUAAAGUAAUGUUUAUUAUGAAUCUUGUACAAGAAAUUUGUCAUCGUUCACUACUGUCACACAAUUAGAUAAGCUGCCUUUUAUCAUGGAUACAAACAAAAAACAAUAACUUCGUAAUCCACGUUGAAAGAUCCAUCAAGAUAAGAUUGCUCUCAGGGAACCCGUAAUGCAGAAGAGGUGAAAUCCUUAAUGCCAUUUUGUGGCAGCUGGCCUGUCCGUGUAAAAAUAUUACAAUAAAUUUUGAGUAUCAGCACUUUAUGCUACUCGAGCUGCUGCUUGAUAUGAUAUAUUAAACGUCGAUGUUAACUCUAUGGAUGUAGAGAAAAACAAGGUCAAAGUUGCUUGAUUGUGCGAGCGGCCGAAACUUGACAUCUCUAAGAAGGUAUGUAGAAUAUGACUUUUAGCGAACAAAUGUGGGGUUCUUCUAUGCUCUACACGAGAGGAGUGUUGAAAAUUUUGUGACUCUUAUGUCUGUAUAAACACGGCUGACCUGAAGGGAAACACCCGGUUUCAGUUUUUUCAAACCGAUCUUGAAAGAGCCAUUGUCUAUAAAAUCAUUAAUCAAAUGGAUUAACACACUAAUAAACACAAACGAAAGUCUGAAAGUUUCAAACGAAAUCGAUAUUUCAGCACUACUCUAGUCGACACUCCCCCUAAGUCCUCUAUAACUUCCCCAAAUCCACCCGGGAGUCUAGCAGAGGAUCCUGCGGGACCACAUUACGUGGUCUCCAAUGGGGCGGAGAUUGAUGGACUUCCAAGGGGAUCUCGGGCAAAUCCACCAAGCUCUCUAGAAGAUCUACCACACUCCCACGGUGAUCCUCUAGAGAGUGGAUUACCCGGGAAUUUUUCAGAUAUUCUGGUGUAUACAAAUGAUCUCGAUAUGUCUUCGUCUGACGAAAUUUUAGAAUUAGUUAAAAAACUAAAACGUGAGAGCUCAUUUGUUAAUGCUGAAAAGAAGCAAUUGAUCGAAUUAUUUAGUCAGAUUUUAAAGUUAGCUGAACGUUUAUCUCAAACGACGUGGAUUGCUCAACAACAACGUCUUGUUUUAACAUCUUUAAUCUAUACAAAUCGAGUUGGCGACCUUCAAAUUCUUCCCCAAACAUGUUGUCAACGUUUACAACUAUUGGAACAAUCAAAAUUUAUCGAUUCAUACAGAUAUUUUCAUUACAAUCACAGUGAUCACUACAUAAAAUUUUUGAAUUAUCUUCGACAGUCACCUCAUCUGUUAGCCAUAUGUCUAACGAUAAUCGAACGAAUCGACUCGUCGUUAAUGAAUCAAAUCAUUCCCAUUUUGAUGUGCUCUUUGUAUGGUCAAUGUAUAUAUUUACAAGAUGAAUAUUCCGUAUUGAAUAUUCUAAAAUCUCUAUGUGAUAUACAAUUGAAGAAUGAAAACAAUCCAAGGAUAACUGUACAACGGAGUUCAUCAGCAUUCAAAUUAGUUUUUGAUUCAUUUUUAACAUCAUUACAAUCAUCAAAAAUAUUUUUGACAGCCUCCUUACAUGAACCAAUUAUGCAGCUGGUUAUGCAAGACGAUUGGUAUUACGAUAUAAAUCCUGAUAUAUCGAUGAAUCGAUUUUCAAAACAAGAACGUCUAAGACGGUUUGGUCAACCUGGCACUCGAGAUUAUUUGGAUAAAGUUCAAAAAUAUCGUGAUUUAAUUGUUCAUAAACUCUAUUCAUUCACAUCAGCAUUCAUAGAUUCAAUUAAAAAUUCCAUGUUUUAUUUUCCUGUGUCACUCUCAUGCAUAAUAUCACAAAUUUGUACUAUUCUGUCGCAAACAGGCGAUAUAUCAACGAAAGAAAUUCGAAGUCUUUGUUGUGAUAUUAUCAUGACACUAUUUAUUGGACCGGCAAUAUGUGAACCAGAAAAACAUGGAAUUAUUGCUGAUGUUCCCAUUAGUUCAGUAGCUAGACAUAAUCUAAAUCAGAUUGGUAUUAUUCUACAAACAUUGGCGAUGGCAAACGAUGUUGAGAACAAAGCAAAAGAUUUGUACAGUAAAUUUAAAGAGUCAGAUAAUUCUAAUACCAAUUGUGUUUCAAGUAUUUUGGAUAACUUAAUUGAUUCAAGUGCUAAUGUUGCUUUUUCAAUUCGUUCUGUAACUUCCUCCACUUCCUCUUCAUCUCAAAGUGUAUCAAGAAGUGUACUGUUAAUAACACAAAAACAACUUCAACAAUUGGUAAAACGAUGCGUAUUAUUUGCUCGUCGUGCAUCAGCUGAAAUGAAUCAAACACAACAUAGUGAAUUGAAACAACAGUUAGAAACUUAUUUGAAAGAGCUAGUACCUUUGGAAGAAUGUGUUAAAAGUGAAUAUAUGAAUUAUCAACAAUCAAACAAUGAUCAACAAAUAGUGACAUCCACAAUUGCAAGUGAUCAACAAAGUCAUACCAUACAUCAUAACAAUCAUCAUCACCAUAAACAUCAUAAAAUAAAAAUAACAGGAAAAGACAAUAUUAACAGCGCUAAUAAUAGUAGUAAACACAGUGAACGCUUAUCACAUGAUUCUCUAUUGUCCCAAGAAGCAUUUUUACAAACGGAACAAGUUAUCGUAUUUACAAUUGAUUCAAAUGAAACAGAGUGUCCAGGAAUGUUGUCAGAGGAAAAAAUUUUACUAGAAAAUGAAACAAAAUUAAUUAAAAGUAGCAAUACCACUUUAGAAUAUGAUCCAUCAGCUACAGAAAAACGUUUAAGAUUUCUUUUAAAAGACAACAAUAGUGUUGGCAAUAUUAGUGAUAAUCUGGAAGGACUUGAAGGAAUAUCUGAAGGUGCUCCAUCAACAGGAAAUUUAAGUGUAACAUCAUCAUGUGACGAUUUAGAUAAAGCACAAAAUGAAAUGGAAACAGAUGCCAUCUUCGAUAAUGUAUCCGUGAGUGGAAGAGCUACUCCGAAUUUGAGUGGUCGUGAUACGCCAUCGUCUCAUAUUAGUUUGGACAGUAGUCAGCAGCAACAGCAACAACAAAACUCGAAUAUAAGUCAAGAUUCAGUCACUUCAAAUAGUAAUCUUCUUAGUCAUCAUACGCAAUCAGGCAGUCCAAGUACUAUAUCAAAUUCUCAGAACACAAAUGCCUUAAAUCAACAACAUUCGAUACCACGUGGACCGACAGCGAUACCAGUCACUGUGGAAAAACCUUUUAGACAAGAUGUACCAGAAAAAUUUCAUAAUUUUGAUUUACCACAACAAAAUGACGUUGAUGAAACUCGUUCAACCUUAAGCGAUAAUUGGAGUAUGGUACCUGGUCUAAGUGAAUAUGGCGAUCCCCAAGAACAAAUAUCUCGUUUAAAUGAAAUUAUUGAGGAGUUACCCAUAGCGCAAGAAUUAAUUUUUCCAGAAAGCAAUGCUAUGUCAUGUAAUGCUAUAAAACCAGUUGAUCAACAAAGUGACUGUUGGAGUACAGAAGCAUUUGCAUCGGACAGUGAAACACAUAGUGAAGAUGGGCACCAACAGCAAACAUCUCUAAGCAAAAUAAAUUUAUCAUCUUCAACAAUGAAUGAUUCGAUUGGUGAUGCUAAUUCCAGUCAAAUUGUUGAUGACACAAUUAUUGUCCACACAAAACACCAACAAGAUCCACAGACAAAAACUGCCACAAUAACCACAGUUACAAUCACGAAAAGAACAACAACUACUGCGCCAACUCAUAGUAUGCGAACAAAUUCAAUUGCCGAUCCUGUUGAUAUUAUGUUAAUGAAAUCAUCGUUAGAAAGUAUUUCGUCUGCUACUGACAGUGGAAUAUUAGAUAGCACAAAAACAUCGUUAUUAUCUCCCAGUAUCUCUGCUACACCAACAACAAUUUUAAAGCCUACAACAAUUGAAAACAAACAAAAAUUAAUAAAUGUUCAAUUAUCAACUUCUCUAAAUAAUUUAGUUAGUUUUGAUCAAAAUCAGAAUAAUAUUAUUGCUAAUCCUAUGAUGCUAACAACAAAUAUUGAAACUCCAACAUACGAACAUUCCAUCUCAUCCUCUUCAUCUUCUUCUCUUUCACAAUUCUUUGGUCAAACACAACUCACAUCUCCAACAAUAGAGAAGAAAGAAUCUAUGGCAUCGGCAGCAACCAUGUCAAAUCAUAUAUCGAAUUCACAAGGAAAACAAACAUCAUCAAAAUCAAAUGAAAAAUCUCGUUCAUCCAACUUGUCAAAUACAUUUCGUCGUUUUGGUGGUCGUUUUAAUAGUAAAUCACGUGAUCGUGAUCGUAGUGGAGUAAUUAUCUUAGCAGAUGAUCAACAAUUGACUCAAACACAACAAUCGGAAGGAAAUAUUUCAGCCGAUGAUAUUCUAUCAAAAUAUGCAACAAAUAAAUCCCAACAACAACCAAAUAGUAUGAAUUCAACAACAACAACGGUAAAAUUAAAUGGAAAUACUGACGACUACGUAAUGGAAAAACGUGAUACAAUUACCAAUGAAUUAACGAAUGAGACGAUUGAUACAUCUUCAUAUUAUGAUCCAUCUAAUUUUGAUACAUGCAAAGCAUUUAUAGAUGCUAAGAAAAAAUUACGUUAUAUUUUAUCUUUAGUUGAUAUUGAUUGUUGUUCAUUCUCAUCCUAUAUGACAACAUCAAUUGUUGCACGUCGAAAUAGUUCAGCAUCGUCAUCAUCUCUAUCAAUGAAUGGAUCAAAACAAAAUAAUUUAGUAUUAUUUCUUCGUAGUCAAUUGUAUGAAGCAAUAAGUAUGCAAGAUCGAGAUUUACAAUCACAAUUAUAUGAAACAUUACGAUUUGUUCAACAAUUUUCGGAAAUAGAAUGUAAAGAAAUAUUACGUUCAAUGGGUGAUGAUUAUCGAUCGAGGACGGUUUAUAUUGCUUAUUUAGUUAAAAAUAUUGAAAAUUUACUAAAUAGUACACAACAUCAAGAAAAAUUAUUAUUGAGAGUACAAAGAGAUCAAGAUUUAUGUAAACAACAUAUAAUCAAUUAUUUAGCAAAAUUAUAUUUAGAUAGUGACGUACGUGAACGUCGUUUACUCGAGUUUAUUGAACAAUUUCAACAUUUAUCAAUUGGACACGAAAAAAUGCAUCUUGUAGAAUUAUUUCUAGACAAAUGCAAUAGAGAUUUACUAUCUGAUAUUAAUUGGAGAACUGCUUCUCCAGAACAAAUUCAAAUGUCACAUAUUGCAAUUGAACGCAUGGUUAUGUCAAACAUUUAUACACAAGCUUUGUAUCCAAAUGGUCAAGUUGAUGUACAACGAGAUCAAGUAUUUAGUAGUCAUAUAACACGUUUAGCCGAACAAAUUGGUCCAAAUCAUCAAAAAUUACGAAUACAAAAGAUAUUUCAACGAGAAUGUCCGUGGCCAUCAGCUCAAGCUGAAUUAAUUCUGAUCAAUGCGUAUAAAACACCUCGUGAUAAAGUUGGUUGUGUUCAACGAUGUAUUCGUAUAAUUCAAAAUUUAAUUCGUUUAUCGUCAAAUUCGGCAGCUAGUGCCGAUGAUACAAUUCCAAUAUUAAUAUUCGUUAUUAUUAAAGCUAAUCCACCAAAUUUAUUAUCGAAUUUACAAUAUGUUCAAGAUUUAUAUUCCUCUCGUUUAACUAAUGAAGAAUCUUAUUAUUGGACAAUGUUUGUAUCAGCUGUUCGAUUUAUUUGUGAACUUAUUAACUGA